This is a messenger RNA of Megalops cyprinoides (Indo-Pacific tarpon), 2053 nucleotides long. It is a transcript of the gene rnmt, whose product is annotated as RNA (guanine-7-) methyltransferase. The transcript is spliced from 11 exons. NCBI's taxonomy places the organism in Eukaryota, Metazoa, Chordata, Actinopteri, Elopiformes, Megalopidae. The coding region runs from base 143 to 1342 and encodes 399 amino acids. Gene Ontology annotation, biological process: 7-methylguanosine mRNA capping. The record is from RefSeq and is a predicted model, not a curated record. Gene Ontology annotation, molecular function: mRNA 5'-cap (guanine-N7-)-methyltransferase activity. Gene Ontology annotation, cellular component: nucleus.
GUUUUCUUUGCUGCAUGCAUGAUGGCGGAAAACUCAAACGUAGCCGAAGAAUCGUGAGGAGCUGCCAAUUUGCCGACAUUUGCAUGCGCAAGUCCACUCAAACGCUGAGGAGUAACGGCUAAUACUGGUUCCGACUGCCAUAAUGGAAAAAGUGGCAGAGAAAGAAGCGCACGCAGGGCUGCCCAAUGUGGUUUUGGCAAGUGAGGAGGGGAACGGGCUACCGUCAUGCAGCACGCAGGGAUAUGACGACUCAGGUACAGCCCAACAUUCUAUGAAGAGGAAACGUGAGACACAAGAUGAAGACAACACCUCUCCAAUUAAGAAACUCGUGACAGAAGAGGGCCACAGUCAGGUAGUGGCGACGCAUUACAAUACCCUUCAGGAGUGUGGUCUGGCGGCUCGCAGCCAGAGCAGAAUCUUCCACAUGCGCAACUUCAACAACUGGCUGAAGAGUGUUCUCAUUGGUGAGAUCCUGGACAAGGUGAGGCGGAGCCGUAGGGAGGUGUGUGUGCUGGACCUGGGCUGCGGCAAAGGUGGAGACCUGCUUAAGUGGAGGAAAGGCCACAUCGACAGGCUGGUGUGUGCAGACAUCGCCGCCGUGUCGGUGGAGCAGUGCCAGCAGCGCUAUAGCGACAUGAGGAGGAAGUGCCGCCCCAAUGAGCGCAUCUUCAGCGCAGAGUUCGUUGUGGCAGACUGCACGAAGGAGAUGCUGUCGGAGAAGCUGAAGGACCCGGGGAUGGCCUUCGACGUGUGCAGCUGCCAGUUCGUGUAUCACUACUCGUUCGAGACGCAGCAGCAGGCCGACCUGAUGCUGCGGAACGCCUGCGAGAGGCUUCGGCCGGGCGGCUUCUUCAUCGGCACCACCCCCGACGCCUUCGAGCUCGUGAAGCGCCUUGAAGCAUCGGACUCCAAUUCCUUCGGGAACGAGGUGUACAGUGUGACGUUUCAGAAGAAGGGAGACUACCCACUCUUUGGCUGUCAGUAUGACUUCAACUUGGAGGGGGUUGUCAACGUACCGGAGUUCCUUGUUUAUUUCCCGCUGUUCGAGGAGAUGGCAAAGAAGUACAACAUGCGUCUGGUGUUUAAAAAAACCUUCUACGAGUUCUUCAAGGAGAAGAUCAAGAACGAGCAGCACGCAUCUCUCAUGAAGAAGAUGCAGGCUCUGGAGCCAUACCCAGCAGAUGACAGAAACAAGCUAUCAUCCAGCUGCCCAGAAGAGUACGAACACGCCCAGAGGCGGGCAGAGUGCGCUGGUGUCAGAUUGCCUUUGGGUACGUUAAGCAAGUCAGAGUGGGAAGCUACAAGUAUAUACCUGGUGUUUGCCUUUGAGAAAAUGUCCUGAACACCUCAUGGAAGUUUUGUACCUUCAUGUCGGCAUUUGCAGGUGGAUUAGGACCAAUGACGGCAGAUUGGUGACAUUUUUUUGAGCAUCCUAGUCUUUUUUUUUGUUAAAGUAGCUGUUGUGAUUCAAUAUUAAAUGCCCAGAAAGAGGCAAGCUACUCAAUAAGCUGUAACUGUAUUGUGUAAAUGGAAAGUAAUGUUGAGAACCUUUCCGUGUAAAUGAAAGAUGAACAUUUUUUUUCCAUGUGAGAUGGUUAAUGGAUGAAAAAUUAGAUUUUUUUAUGUUUUUUUUUUAAUAAAGGUUGUUUUACUUUAGUUUCCCACCUAGAUGUUUAUCUACCUGCAAUCCAGUCAGCACCUGCCGGCAAAACAAGCGGUUGUUGGAUUCAUUUGUAUCAGUGGUUUGCAUUUACAAUUGAAGACUGCAAAAGACUGCUGCACAAGCUGGACAAGCUUUGGCACAGAUUAAAAGAAUGUGGAAGUUAACAUUUUAUAUGAUGUUUUCACAGACAUUUUUAGAAUCUUGGAAUACUGUAACAUUGUUGUCUUGGGUUUAGAGACUACCUCCAACCGGCAUAGUAUUUUUACAUUGAGAACGAAUAGCAGUCGGGGAUAAAGGUUAUGUUUCCUAGAUGAAUGUAAUGGUUGAAAUGCCAGACAAACAUUUGGAUCUGUCACUGCGGAAUGAUCUUUCCAUAUAUAAAGCAGCUUC